Molecule: messenger RNA, 1059 nt
Organism: Dichomitus squalens LYAD-421 SS1
Lineage: Eukaryota; Fungi; Basidiomycota; Agaricomycetes; Polyporales; Polyporaceae
Exons: 7
Coding region: 1-1059 (352 amino acids)
Source: RefSeq, a predicted model, not a curated record
AUGGCUCUCCCAAUGUUCCCGAUUGACGAAUCGUACUUGAUUGCAGGAUGGCUCGAGUCCUUCCUUUGGGGACUAUUUACGCUGAUCUACGGAAUGUCCAUAUUCUCCGUAUACAAGAGGCGUCGGAAUGGUAUCAACAAAUUCACCACACUCACUAUCAGUGUCCUGUAUAUUCUCGCAACCGCGCACAUGUCUCUCGCUCUCGUUCGCUUGAUACAGGGAUUCAUACUCUAUCGGGACACAAUCGGUCCUGUCAUGUACUUCGCCAAUAUCUCCGUUCGUCUCAAUAUGGCCAAAGAUUACAUCUAUAUCACUAGCCUUGGUGUAGGCGACCUGGUCGUUGUUUGGCGUUUGUACACGGUGUGGGGCAAGAACCUUUGGGCCGUGCUCGUUCCCGGCUUAUUGAUUAUCGGUGAAUUCAUCGCUGGAUAUGGUUCUAUUUCUCAGUGGUUCCUCCCCCAUCCUGUACCCGAAACGAUGGUCAAGUGGGGCACAGCAAUGUUUGUGAUGUCUAUGUCCACAAAUAUUAUCGUGACGGCAGCCAUUGGAGGUCGUAUAUGGUGGGUAACACGACGCAACCGCACUGCCAUUGGAGUCUAUCAUCAGAACCGCUACACUCGCAUCAUCCUACUCAUCGUGGAGUCUGGCGCUGUCAUUGCUGCAGCAAAGCUCAUUGAGUUUACGCUCUUCCAACUCGCCCCUGUUGAUGGUUUAACGGGCUUGAACGCUAUGUAUAUUGUGUAUGAGAGCAUACCUCAGAUCACAGGACUUGCUCCGACCUGUAUCGUCUACGCCGUCAACAGUGGUUUCACAAGGCAAGAUGACUACUACGUCACAAACCAGAAGUCUACGAUCGCCUUCCGUGCGCCGUCGGCAGUGGCUACAACGAACUCCACCGCCUUCGAUGGUUCGAAUGCGUCUACACUUGCCCUCUCAUCUCUUGAGGGAGGGAAUGGACAACAUCUCAAGCGUGGCGGUUCAUCUGGUGGCUCCCUGGAAAAGAUGGAGUUUAGAUGCGACUAUCCGACCUCAGGCGAAAAGUUGGCGGCUGCAGUGUGA